Messenger RNA from Centrocercus urophasianus (Greater sage-grouse), 405 nucleotides. RefSeq names its product titin-cap (gene TCAP). Gene Ontology annotation, cellular component: Z disc. The coding region runs from base 1 to 405 and encodes 134 amino acids. Gene Ontology annotation, biological process: skeletal muscle myosin thick filament assembly; sarcomerogenesis; skeletal muscle thin filament assembly. The transcript is spliced from 2 exons. Gene Ontology annotation, molecular function: titin binding; protein-macromolecule adaptor activity; titin Z domain binding. The record is from RefSeq and is a predicted model, not a curated record. NCBI's taxonomy places the organism in Eukaryota, Metazoa, Chordata, Aves, Galliformes, Phasianidae.
AUGUGGGGGCCGAGCACGGUGGGACGCAGCGGGGGGCUGCUCUGCAGUGCCCGCCUGGGCUGCCGCGUGCAGGAGGAGGACGUGGGGCGCCGAGAGUCCUUCAGUGCUGAGUGGUUGGACCUGGAGCUCAGCACCCGGCCUGAGGAGGGGUGGUGCCGGAGGGAGGUGGACCGGCAGCGCCGCGAGUCGCUGGAGCAGCGCGGAGAGACGCGGGUGCUGACGCAGCGCUCACCGUGGGGCGUGCUGCGGGUCGGCGUUCUGGGGCAGCCCCUGGCCCAGCACCUCCUGCCUUACGCCCGCACCCUCCCGCUGCCCCUCUUCGCCCCCCCAGACCUGCGCGGAUCCAAGCCGGGGCUCCGACGGACCCUCUCCCGUUCGCUCUCCCACGAAGCCCAGAGGGGCUGA